This is a messenger RNA of Polistes canadensis, 1551 nucleotides long. RefSeq lists its product as uncharacterized. Bases 1 to 1503 code for a protein of 500 amino acids. The record is from RefSeq and is a predicted model, not a curated record. Gene Ontology annotation, cellular component: membrane. NCBI's taxonomy places the organism in Eukaryota, Metazoa, Arthropoda, Insecta, Hymenoptera, Vespidae. The transcript is spliced from 9 exons. Gene Ontology annotation, biological process: potassium ion transmembrane transport; stabilization of membrane potential. Gene Ontology annotation, molecular function: potassium ion leak channel activity.
AUGUACCGGUUGGACCGAUACGGUCAUAUAGCACCUAAAACUAAAAAUGGCAAAGUCGUAACGAUUUUUUACGCCGUCGUUGGAAUACCAUUGAUGCUUCUAUGUUUGUCUAAUAUCGGUGACGUUAUGGCAUCAAGUUUUAGAUUCCUAUAUUGGAAAGUAUGUUGUUACGUAUGUACAAAACCACCAAAGAAGAGACGAGCACGCCCCAAUUUAGGAAGAUCCUAUUCAGCAAGACAAGCGGGACGAUACGACAUCAACAACAGAGCUACAUCAUUCCGACGUUCGAUUAGGCUGAGUCAAAGAUCAACCGAUGGAACUUUAGGAAUUCCUGAAGAUUUGAGACGAACUUCUUACUCGGACACAGAUUGCAGGGAUAAUUCUAGAUGUAUAAAUGGAAUGGACCAAAGAAGAAUCUAUUCUUAUCAUUUAUCUUCUCCUACAGCAUUAAGGUCAACGACCUCCUUUAGAAAUUCGGAUAUUCCUUUAUCAAAUCUAAAAUUACCCAAAGGUAAUCCUAAAUUAAGCACACAAUCUCUCGAUCGAAGAUUAACAAGUGGAACCAUCGAAACCGAUCAGUCACCGGUUCUGUGCAACAAAUACGCUUUUGAUGAUGUCGACGAUGAUUUGUUUUUAUGGCAACCUACGUCACGAAAUAAAUCUGAAUAUGUCAACAAGAUUGGUAAUCGUACACAAGUAGAAGAUAAAUUGGAAGACAUUGAAAGACUGCCAACAGUGAUUACUAGAUCAUUACCACGAAGAUAUCAUUCAGUGGAAAGUGGUGCACGACAACAUAGAUCAACAUUGUCAACACCUUAUCAUUUAUCAUCAGGUCAUUUGUCACCAGGACUCGAUCAAAACAGAAGAUUUUAUUCCGAAAGAAUGAGACGUUCUCCUAGUAAUUAUUCUACUGCUCGUUUCUAUAGAAGGGAAGCCUCGUUACCAAGAAUCAUGUCACCAAUAGGAUUUGCGAUGCACCGACGAGCCUGUACAGAUGACAUUGAUGUUGAUUACGAGUGUUACACCACAACUGAAGAACAAGAAAGACAGCCGAUAAAACCAGUACCCAUUUGGCUUUGCGUAUUUCUUGUAGUCAGUUACAUAUUGGGUGGUGCUUGUCUUUUUAGCAAAUGGGAAAAGUGGACUUUUCUCGACAGUGCUUAUUUCUGUUUUAUCACCCUCACGACUAUAGGAUUCGGUGACUUCGUACCAAAUAAAUUAGACGCCCACAAAGGAAUAGCUCUUUGUUCGUUGUAUCUGUUAUUUGGGAUUGCUUUAUUAGCAAUGAGUUUCAAUUUGGUCCAAGAAGAAGUAAUCAAUAACGUUAAAAGCGUAGCAAAAAGUUUGGGUAUUUUGAAAGGGAGUGAUGACGAGUAUGAAGAUGACGAUGACGAUGAUGAUUACAAAUACGAUGCGGAAUACGAGGAUGAUGUAGAUGAGAAUGAAUUUGAACGAUGUGACGAAAACCAAAGGAAAACUUAUCUCGAUGAUCGCCGAUGUUAAUUAUAUUUUAUUUCACUUUCUUGUUCAUUUUAUUGUCUUUUUUUAUAA